AUUCAAAAAAUGGGACGCGCUCCGCAUAGAAAGAAGAUACGCCCACGGCGCCCCAUAGGGCGUGUCGAGGAGCAGGAGGACUACGACCUGCUGACCGCCGAGGAGAUGUCGCAGUCGAUGCAGCGCUGGACCUACGACUGGCUGCGAUCCCCCGAUACGGAUUCGGACUCCGAGAUCGGAGCCUACCGUCGGUCAAAGUUUCAGGACUUGAGUGCCUACGGGGAGUGGCGGCUGCCGGACGGUAAGACCAGCUGGGACUUUCGUCAGAGCGCCAUCGACCUGAUGCUGAAGUUGAAGUCGGAGCCGUAUCCGGAAAUUUUCCGGCCGCCGCCCCUCUUGGUGGCCAAGGGCGCCACCAACCAGUUAUUCAAUCCUUUGCGGUACACCCCGAACCGCCGCCUCUUCACGGAGGCCCUGCCCUUGAUCUGCGCCCGGGUGAAGGAGCUGAUGGAGCCGCCAGAGUGCGAGGGUGCCGUGGGCUAUGACCAACGCUACUACGUGUCCUCCACCUUGGUCAAGUCGUUGUCGGCGCACCCGCGGCCCUGCCGCUACCCGCCCGAGGGCAACUUGCCGGGCGCGAACCAAUCCUGGAUGGAUGGGCGGCACUGCGCCCGGUUCUUCGUGGAGCUGCAGAAGCCCCUGGUGGACUACCAGCGUCUCAGGCGACUACCGUGGCGGCAUCGGCCGCAGUUGCGUCCCAACAAGCUGGCCAUUGGAUGCCGCCGCAAGGUCAAGAAGCCGCCCAGAACAUACCGACCCCUGCGGCCGCGGGCCAGGAUCAUCCUUGACGAGGAGACCGGCGAGGAGCCGCAGCAGUGGCUCGAAGAUGAGGAGGAGCCGGACCUCUACUUUGACCAUGACCUAGACCUAGAGCCGGUAUCGGCAGCCUCGGCAGACUAUGUCGAGUGCGAGCCGGACUUGGAGCCCAACUCGGAUGCUACCUUGCGCUCCUCCCCGCGCCUGUUGCGUACCCAGUCCGACAUUCUACUGGAGCUACCAAAGAGCGACGUUAUGCUAAGGUCCUGGCUUAGCCUGGAGAGCUUGAUCUAAGUCGGUUAAAAGAGCAAAACACCAUACGAUGAAGAACAAUUGUAGCAGCAACACAGGCAGCAGCUCAUCGAUCAGUUAAAAUUAAUAAAAUACUCAAUAAAUGCGCUCACAAAAA
Molecule: messenger RNA, 1165 nt
Organism: Drosophila bipectinata
Lineage: Eukaryota; Metazoa; Arthropoda; Insecta; Diptera; Drosophilidae
Source: RefSeq, a predicted model, not a curated record